This is a messenger RNA of Paramuricea clavata, 3795 nucleotides long. The record is from the annotation of a GenBank genome assembly. NCBI's taxonomy places the organism in Eukaryota, Metazoa, Cnidaria, Anthozoa, Malacalcyonacea, Plexauridae.
AUGAACAAAAGUAUCAGUACUUUAACAAAUAACGACGCGAGUGUUGAUUUGGUCAACCUGUUAUCGAAUGAAAACCAAGACCUAAAGAAUGAAAUCAAGUUACUUCGAGAGAAAAACAUCAAUAUCACACAUUCUGUGGCAGACCUAAACUCCAAGAUUGAAGAAUUAGAAAGCGAGAAGCAAAGCCUCAAAACUGCGCUGAAGAUCUUAUACGCCGACCUGGAAACUGCGGAAGGAAAUAUGCAAUCACUAACUGACAAACAUGAAGCCCAACAGCAUCCAUGGAUUACAGUAUCUGGCAAGUCGAAAGGUCACCCAAUAAACCUUGAGUUAAACAACAACAACAAAUACUCGGCCCUGCACGUCGAGGAUGACACAGAAAUUGUCAUUGAUAGUGACGAAACUAAAGCGUCAGUAAAUUCAGCUGGGAGUAGAAAUAAAUACUUUCCACAUCACACACCAAAAACAAAGACGACCAGAAAACUACAAGACCCGAAACCAAGAAGUACAACGUCAGCUCAACAGCGAAAGAUUGCUAUCCUGGGAGAUUCAAUGAUUAAAGGUAUAAACUCAAGAAAACUUCAACAUGGCCUUAAACAAAAAGUCAUUGUAAAAACAUUCCCGGGUGCGCAUGUAGAAGAUAUGACUCAUUACGUGAAGCCAACUCUAGCCUCGAAUCCAGCUGAAGUCAUUGUACAUAUCGGUACAAAUGACUUGAAAAACAAGUCACCCAGUCCCCUACUUAAAACGGUAGACAAUCUUGGAGAAAUGAUUACGGAGAGUAAAGAUGUUAAACUGACAUUAUCAGAGAUUAUAACCAGAUGUGACGAUGAAACUCUAGCGGACAAGGUAAAUAUUUAUAAUGAACUUCUAGCUAACCUUUGUACUGAGCGAAAUUGGGGGUUAAUUAAGAACUCUAAUAUAAAGAAAGAACAUUUAAACAACUAUGGACUCCACUUAAACCCAAGAGGUUCGACGGUCCUAGCUAAGAACUUUAAACUGUAUGUAAGUAAUCAAAAUCGACUAAAUGUUAAUACACAAAACCUAAUGAUGCAAGAACCUAUUAGAAACUCCGGUGCAGUAUCAACGGAUAACCAAAGCAAACUAUAUCCAAAACUUAAGGGCUUUUCAAUUGCGCAGUUAAAUAUUACCAGUCUGACUAAACAUAUUGACGAACUCAGGAUUCUCAUAACAGAAAUGAACUUUGACAUACUAUGUAUUAAUGAAACAAGAAUUGACAAAACAAUUAAGAACUCAGAAAUAGGACUUCAGGGAUACGACUUAACAAGACGUGACAGAAAUAGACGCGGUGGGGGUGUAGCAAUAUACAUACGUAAUACCAUACCAUACGUGGAGAGGUCAACAAUAAUCCCUGAAAAUGUAGAGGCAGUAUGUAUCGAAGUAAGAAAGCCGAAUGCCAAGCCAAUACUCAUUUCGACGUGGUACCGACCACCAAACUCCAAUUCUGAGAUUCUCGACUCUUUUGAAAUCUUUCUUCAAAACAUUGACACAGAAAAUAAAGAAAUUAUAAUAACUGGAGACUUUAAUAUAGAUUUAAUGCCCAGUGAGACCGAGAAUAGUAAGGCAAAAAGGCUUAAAGAAUUACUAAACACAUAUCAAUUGUCUCAACUUAUUAAAAAGCCUACUAGAACAACAGAAUCAACGAAGACGCUCUUAGAUUUAAUAAUUUGUAAAACUGACGACCCAAAAACCGCUACAACGGACGUUGUUGAGCUAGGUAUAAGCGACCACAACCUAGUCUACACUUGUAGAAAGGUCGGAAUAUGUAAACAAAAACCCAAAAUUAUUGAAACAAGGCAAUACCAUAAACUAAAUAAUGCGAAAUUCCAAAACGAUUUAAAACAAGCUUUACUACAUAUUAAUGAACAUUCAGAUCCAAAUACGGCCCUACAGGAAUGGAACAGAAUUUUUCUACUGAUAGCUGAUAUAAAUGCUCCUAUACGAUUGAGAAAAGUGAGAAGUGACCGACAACCGUGGAUGACUGAUGAAAUUAAAAAACUGAGCUUUCACAGAGACUACUUAAAAAAGAAAGCAGUCAUGUUAAAUUCCUCUGCCUUUCAUAGUUCAUACAAAAAAUGUAAAAACAAAGUAACUAAACUUAUUAGCAAUGCAAAAACUCACUACUUUAGAACCAAUCUCGAAAACAGCAAAAAUUGCAAAGAAAACUGGAUUCACAUAAACAAACUGCUAAACCACAAAACGGUCAAAACUCAGACGAUCAAUAACAUUAAAUUUGGAGACCAAAAUAUUACAGGUGAUAUCAACAUAGCAAAUACAAUUAAUAACUACUUUGUAGAAAUUGGACCCAAACUUGCUUCCGUUAUUUCUCCUACAGACAUAGACCCUAUACAACCUAUUCAGCCUUGUAGAUCUGAAUUUAACUUAAGAACAAUAACAACGACAGAAUUAAUUCAAACAAUUGGGAAAACUAACUUAAACAAGGCCCCAGGUCUAGACAAAAUACCAAUUAAACUAAUUAAACUAGCAGGAGAUGCCAUUCACGACUCCUUACUACAUAUCUUUAACCUUGUACUGGGCACUGGCAUUUUCCCAGAUGAUUUAAAACUUGCUAAAAUAAUACCUAUUCAUAAAGAAGGUGACAAGGCGGAAUGCGGAAACUACCGGCCUAUAUCUGUAAUUCCUACUGUCGCCAAAAUCCUUGAAAAGAUUAUAUACGACCAAUUAAGUUCAUAUAUCAAUGACAACGACAUCAUUUGUAAACAGCAAUUUGGCUUUAGACCAAAUCAUUCUACAGAAACUGCCCUAUUAAAAUGCACAGAUCAAUGGCUACUCAACAUGGAUAAAGGAAUGGCAAAUGGAGUGCUAUUUUUGGAUCUUAAAAAAGCGUUUGACACGGUUGAUCAUUCUAUUCUCCUACAAAAGCUAUACCAAUAUGGUAUAAAGGGUACUCCUCUAAAAUUACUAGCAUCUUACUUAAACAACAGAAAACAAGUUUGUGUCAUUAAUAAUAACAAGUCAGGCCAAGAAACAGUUCAAUGUGGAGUACCACAGGGUUCCAAUCUGGGACCAUUGCUAUUCUCAUUGUACAUAAAUGAUUUACCAAUGUGCCUUGAGUACACACAAGCAUCCAUGUUUGCUGAUGACACCAAUCUAUCAUGCACAGGAAGGACCCCAGCCGAAAUUGAGCACAAACUAAACGCUGACUUAUCCAAUGUUAACGACUGGUUAGAAGCAAAUAGGUUGACAUUGAACACAGACAAAACAGAAUUUAUGAUAAUAGCCUCAAAAAGAAAACUUAAUCAAUUUCGCACUGAUAUUCGUAUACAUAUAAACGGAUCCAUUAUUAAACAAGUUAAGCAAAAAAAACCCUUAGGUAUUACAAUUGAUAACGAACUAAGGUGGACUGAACACAUUAAUGAGCAAUGCAAAAACUUUCAAGUGCAAUAGCUCUGCUUAGAAAGGCAAAACCACACGUACCUUACAACGACUUACUCCGUAUUUACAAUUCCCUGGUAGUUCCUUACUUUACAUACUGUUCGACAGUUUGGAACGAUGGAAACAAAACAAAUUUGGAAAAACUUUAUAAAUUACAAAAGCGAGCCGCUCGUAUAAUUACUGGAUUAAACUAUGAAACAAGAUCAAAAACAAUCCUCCAGAGUCUAGGUUGGCAUCCAAUAGAUAACAUUCUUAAAAAAAGAGAAUUUCUAAUUACGUUUAAGGCUAUCCGAGGUAUAGCGCCGGAGUGCAUCUGUAAUAUGUUCUCCUACUGUGAUAAUAGAAGUCACCACAUGCGGAGCAACGGGCGGAAACUAA